AACUGUGGGGAUUGGGAUGUACAGAGCGAGCUAGGGUUAGGUUUUCACUUUUGUAUAAAUUGGAAGGAUGGGAAGAUGGAGAUGAAGACGGAGAUGGAGAGCAUGCAUCAUUGAGUUUACAGAGAUAUGAUGCAGGCCCCACAAAUACACACAAUCUGUGUGCAGACGCAACCUUAAGGGCUCUGCCCCACACCAGGUGUUUUGGCAGAUCUCACACGCCUCCACUCUGAAGCUCAUAUAAUUAGCCACCCUCAUCACCAUUCUUCUUCCUCACUUCACAUCUCCACUGCAUCUGCUUCUGCUUUCUACUACUUUUGUUCAUCUUCGUCACGGACUCACAUCCCACAUUUAUUUCAUUUAUUUUCUUUUUUAUUUUAUGGUGCAGUGAAGUGAGAGAGAACCAGUGAUUUUUGGGUUCUCUCGAUUUUCGGUGAUCUCUUUGUCACAUCCCUGGAUUCUCUUGUUCGUACGUCGGUGAACGUGAAGAGAGGUCAGAAUCGUCACCGUCUCAUUGAUGGCUAGGCCACUUCCAUAAUUAUAGGCACCCAAUCACUCACUCCACAUUGGCAAUUUCUAAGCGAUCUCUGAAUUUUAAAAAAAAUACACAAACAGUUUUAUAAAGUCUCCAUUUCAUCUGAAGCAAGCGUCGACUUCCAAGCGGAGAAAAACAGCUGUGGUCUGAGAGUUGAGAUUGAAUAGAAGCGGUGAGUCAGAUCGGUGGCGGUGAUUGUCAGAUGGGGAAUUGUCAAGCGGCGGAGGCGGCUACGGUGGUGAUUCAACAUCCUGGGAACAAGAUCGAGAGGAUUUACUGGUCAGUGAGUGCUCACGAGGUGAUGACUUCAAAUCCGGGCCACUAUGUCGCACUCGUCGUUACCUCUCCCACGGCCAAGUCCGAAAACGGUACUCCAUUGAAGCAGCUCAAGCUUCUCCGUCCAGACGAUACCUUGCUUAUCGGACAAGUUUAUCGCCUCGUCAGCUUCGAAGACGUGUUGAAAGAAUUCGCUGCGAAAAAGUCGGUGAAACUGGGGAAGCUGUUGAAGGAGAGAGGAGGGCUCGGAUUGGAGAAGACAAAGAGGAAGCACUCAAGUGGUUCAAAUUCGAAUCAGAAUCCGAAACCAGACAGCUACGGUACUGUUGAGGAUGAGCAGGAGGUUUAUGGAUUGGGAAGUAAUGUUGGCAGCAGCAGCAGCAGCAGCAGAGGCUUGGGAAGGUAUCAGGGUGGUGGUGGGGGGCAAUGGAAACCAGCCUUACAGAGCAUUGCAGAAGUUGGAACUUGAACGCACUACCACCUUCCACACUCUCGCUUUCCUUGUCUCGACUCUCGUCCACCUCCCCCGCUGUCUCACCCUCCUACCAAUAAAAACAAAACCCCACCCAUCCAACCAUCCAACCAUCCUUUCUCUCUUUCCCAUAGCUUUUUAUCUUGUUUCUUCUCAGGACAAUGAACUAUUUCUAGGCAUAGGGUUUGUGCUAGAUGUGACCCGUUUGGAGUCUUUGGACUUGUAAGAUAUAUAAAUAUGUCUAAAUGUAACUUUAUUUGUUCAAUUAAAGUUGAUUUUGGUCCACCAAGCCAAACUUUUUGACUCA
Messenger RNA from Vitis vinifera (wine grape), 1587 nucleotides. RefSeq lists its product as uncharacterized. NCBI's taxonomy places the organism in Eukaryota, Viridiplantae, Streptophyta, Magnoliopsida, Vitales, Vitaceae. Bases 735 to 1277 code for a protein of 180 amino acids. The transcript has 3 exons. The record is from RefSeq and is a predicted model, not a curated record.